UAUCCUUUCAUUGUUGUGAAUGCAGGGAUACCUCCAUUUUCAAUGCUGUACUAGUGAUGGUAGGGGGAGUGAUGGCUUAAUAAUGUGAGCUUCUUAAAGGAAACCAUAUUUAAUAUGUGGCUCUAGACUAUGUUAGCAUACCAUCUACUAUGCUCACAACUGUGCUUUUAUUUCAGCGUUCAUGGAAAAAAUUUUGUUUGCACUAAACGCCAUAAAGCUGACUCAGCAGACACACACGCAGUGCUUCAGUGAACUAAUCAAGAAAGUGGACGAUGCACCUUUGCACUCAACGGACAUUCCCGACUUGCCAUUUUCAACUGUAGAGGACUUGUUGAGAUAUGAUGAAGAGCUUGGAGCCAAAAGUGAAGCAAGGGUUGCAAUGAAAAAGCACAUGGCCAUACAAGGAGGUGAAAGCACGCAGCAAAAAACGUCCCGCAUCCUCAAGAGCAUGCUCUCUUGGAAUGUUGCUGUACAGUUCAGCUGGUUUGGAGCUAAAGGGAAGAAGAAGUUCAGUGACCUGAACAUCUGCAAGCUGAUGUGUAGCAGCCUGACCAAUGACACGUCCUUCAGGGUCACCUUGAAAGACAUAGAAAAAGCUGGCAUGUCAUGGUUCCAACAUGCUCCCGAGAGGGCGGCAGGAGAAAGGUCAACAGAGGCUGACUCAGCGUGAUAUGGUUAUUUAAAGUGACUAACAAUUAUUUUUAUUAUACUCAUUCUUUUUUCCGCUUAGUGUCAACGCAAAGCUUGCCAGUUCAUUGUGCAUUAAUAUAGUUCACUUCGUUGAACAGAAUAAAAGUAUUUUUUUCUGUA
Rhipicephalus sanguineus (brown dog tick) is the source of this 810-nucleotide messenger RNA. RefSeq lists its product as uncharacterized. The record is from RefSeq and is a predicted model, not a curated record. NCBI's taxonomy places the organism in Eukaryota, Metazoa, Arthropoda, Arachnida, Ixodida, Ixodidae. The transcript is spliced from 3 exons. The coding region runs from base 182 to 670 and encodes 162 amino acids.